AUGAAUGGAACAGAGAAUAUAAGACUUAAUUUAUCUCAUGAUGAGCUGCUGGAAGUUACACAAUCAUCCCUUAGCGCACUUUUGAGAAAUGAUUCUCUACUACGAGAUCUUCCUGAGGACAUUAUUGUUGAAGAAAUCCAAUCUCAAAUUGCUGUGGAGCAUGGGCAAUCAAUUACAAUUUUUUUACGUAGAGAUAACAGUGUGCCAAUGACAGUAAUUGUUCCACAAAAUGCAACAGUAAGGACACUGAAGAAAGCAAUCAAAAGACACUUUGAGAUCUAUCAAAGGAGAGCUGGAAUAAAAGCUAAAAUAUCUUGGAAAUAUAUUUGGUCCACUUACAGUCUGAACUAUGACAGCACCAUACUUGAUGAUAAUGAUGCCUGUAUCCAGGAUUAUGGUGUCACAAACAGGGUCACUCUUACAUUCAAGAGAAAAAAAGGCAAGGUGAAACAGUAA
This is a messenger RNA of Arctia plantaginis, 456 nucleotides long. The record is from the annotation of a GenBank genome assembly. NCBI's taxonomy places the organism in Eukaryota, Metazoa, Arthropoda, Insecta, Lepidoptera, Erebidae.